Molecule: messenger RNA, 510 nt
Organism: Candidula unifasciata
Lineage: Eukaryota; Metazoa; Mollusca; Gastropoda; Stylommatophora; Geomitridae
Source: the annotation of a GenBank genome assembly
AUGGUGUGUCUACAGCUCCAUCAAUGGUGUGUGUACAGCUCCAUCAAUGGUGUGUCUACAGCUCCAUCAAUGGUGUGUCUACAUCUCCAUCAAUGGUGUGUCUACAACUCAAUCAAUGAUGUGUGUACAGCUACAUCACUUGUGUGUGUACAGCUCCAUCAAUGGUGUGUCUACAGCUCCAUUAGUGGUGUGUCUACAGCUCCAUCAGUGGUGUGUGUACAGCUACAUCACUUGUGUGUGUACAGCUCCAUCAGUGGUGUGUCUACAGCUCCAUCAGUGGUGUGUGUACAGCUCCAUCAAUGGUGUGUCUACAGCUCCAUUAGUGAUGUGUCUACAGCUCCAUCAAUGGUGUGUGUACAGCUCUAUCACUGGUGUGUGUACAGCUCUAUCACUGGUGUGUCUACAACACCAUCUGUAGUGUGUCUACAACACCAUCAAUGGUGUGUCUACAGCUCCAUCAAUGGUGUGUCUACAUCUCCAUCAAUGGUGUGUCUACAACUCAAUCAAUGA